Molecule: messenger RNA, 574 nt
Organism: Cyprinus carpio (common carp)
Lineage: Eukaryota; Metazoa; Chordata; Actinopteri; Cypriniformes; Cyprinidae
Product: selenoprotein K
Exons: 4
Biological process (GO): calcium ion transport; endoplasmic reticulum calcium ion homeostasis
Cellular component (GO): endoplasmic reticulum membrane; Golgi apparatus
Source: RefSeq, a predicted model, not a curated record
UUUAUUUUUGCUGACAAAACUGUUCCUUUCGUAUUAUAUACAGUACAUUGUCAUACGCGACUACAUAUGUAAUUUAGCCUCAUUUUCUUACGCCAGCCAAGAGCUAAUAUAUCGAUUAUUUCAGUUUUUGUCUUGAUAUGACGCCUUAUUUUUGUAUGAAUUAUCGAUUCGACCCGGUCUGACCAACAUUUGGUUUUGUUAAUAUUACAAUGAUAAUAUCCAGGUUGGGAUACUAUGAAGGCUUUUAUGGUCAGGUUCUGGACAGCAGGACCCGGUCCCCGUGGAGCUUGUCUUUCCUGAGCGACCUCUUCUGGGGAGCUGUCGAGUUUAUUGGCUUGUUCUUCCAGACUCUCGUUCAGCCGGAUCGGUCUAAAGAUGGACACAGCAGUGCAUCGUCUCGUUUCAGUGAUGGCAGAGGUCCUCCUGGAUUCCCUGGGCGCAGACGGAUGGGUAGAAUAAACCACGGUGCAGGUCCCACCCCUCCUCCUAUGGGCGGAGGAGGAUGAGGAAGGUUAGUACGAGCGAAGAACCUGUAGAACAACCUGACACAAACUCACUGAGAGGAAUUCAUCAA